This is a messenger RNA of Fusarium coffeatum, 1335 nucleotides long. RefSeq lists its product as uncharacterized. Gene Ontology annotation, molecular function: metallopeptidase activity. The transcript has a single exon. The record is from RefSeq and is a predicted model, not a curated record. Bases 1 to 1335 code for a protein of 444 amino acids. Gene Ontology annotation, biological process: proteolysis. NCBI's taxonomy places the organism in Eukaryota, Fungi, Ascomycota, Sordariomycetes, Hypocreales, Nectriaceae.
AUGGUCAAGUGCAAUCAUACCUCAUUAUACAACGACUGCAGUCCCGUCGCCCAAGAAGCAGGCUUCGAAAGACCACCCCUUGAAGGAGCAGUCUCACAAACUGGGAAUCGACCAAGAAACCCCAUUACAGAAGACCCAUGGACAUUCCCCGGGCCUUUAGUCCUCCCAGAGGAUGAACUUGCCAUGGAUCCUGAUGACGAAGGUCAGACGUUCAAAGAAUGGCUUGAUGAAGAGGAGAGGAACAAAGUUACUACAAAAAGAAAGAAAAUCUAUGUCGUCUUACCGCCUACGAUUCCUGAAGAGUUGGAGGAAGUGAUGAAGGAUUGGCAUAAACCCAUUCUGCCUGGAAGAGCUGGGGAUUUGGAGAAGUGGACGUCUUCGACACCCCAGGUUUCCGAUCUGAUCGAGUAUCUACGAUGUUUCUACCAUGGCAUGGACGUUGUGCAAUAUCCUGCCACAUUCACAUGGAAAGUCUGGGACGAAAAGCCAAAGUCAAAAACACGCUCCAAAACAACAAAAAUCGGUCUAGAAACUCCCGGAAAGUCAGAAGUAUGGGACAUUCGAUGUCGCCCCUCUUUAGACGGGCGAGCGAGACAGCAGGUUCACUUAGGCGACGUCGCAGAUGCACUCUUACGAAGAAUACCCAAAGACGCUCAUGCCGUGGUCAUGCUUACAGAUUAUGAUCUUUACGAAGAUGAAGAAGAUGACUUCACUGUCGGAAGAGCUUGGGGCGGGAGUAGAGUCUGUAUCGUUUCUUCAUUUCGAUACAAUCCUGCGUUGGAUGAACCCGCAGGUAUAGAUCGAGCGCACAUGUGGCCUAACUCACACUGCAAAACAUUCAUCGACAAUGAAUGCAGCACCCUCGAAAAAGAACCCCCCGCUAAAAGAACAAAGUCAACCAUCAAGUCCUACGGCAAACCACCACCCACAUCCCCCCUCGCCCUCGCAGUCCAAGCCUCCAAACGCGUCCCAAAACUCACAACAAGAGAUGAGUUAUCAAGCUACUGGUUCGCCCGUCUGGCGGUAACAGUAUCCCACGAACUGGGCCACUGCUUCGGUUUCGCUCACUGUCCCUACUACGCAUGCGUGAUGCAAGGUGUAAACAGUGUUCGGCAAGAUGGUCAAGUGCCGCCUUAUCUGUGUCCAGUUGACGCCGCGAAAUUGGCUUGGGAACUUGGACCGCUGUUGGAUUGUACUGGGAGUAGAGCGGAGAAGCAGAGUUUUUGGAUUAGGCAGCAAAAUGAAGCUCUGAAGAGCUUUUGUGGGAGAUGGAGUCAUGUUCCUCAAUUUGCGGGCUUUGAGGCUUGGUUGGGAGGAAGAUUGGUUGAGAAGUAG